This is a messenger RNA of Racocetra persica, 253 nucleotides long. The record is from the annotation of a GenBank genome assembly. Lineage: Eukaryota; Fungi; Glomeromycota; Glomeromycetes; Diversisporales; Gigasporaceae.
UCGUCUAUCUAUAAUGAACCGUUUCUCAAGAGCAGAAUUAAAUUCAACCUUACGUCCUGUCUUACUAGUUAAUGAGACUAUUUUAGCGAUACAAGACAAUGUUGGACUUUACGAUGGUAACGAAAAGGCAAUUGAUUAUAUGAAAGGCACGGUGUACUUAACUUCUCACAGAAUUAUUUACGUGGAUUCUCAAAAUCCGUCCACUAAUUCAAUCACUGUUGAAAUAAAGCUUAUCAAAGGAAGGGAAUUUUAU